Molecule: messenger RNA, 522 nt
Organism: Pipistrellus nathusii (Nathusius's pipistrelle)
Lineage: Eukaryota; Metazoa; Chordata; Mammalia; Chiroptera; Vespertilionidae
Source: the annotation of a GenBank genome assembly
AUGGCGCCCAAGGGCAAAGUGGGGACAAGAGGGAAGAAGCAGAUAUUUGAAGAGAACAGAGAGACCCUGAAGUUCUACCUGCGGAUCAUACUGGGGGCCAAUGCCAUUUACUGUCUUGUGACCUUGGUCUUCUUCUACUCAUCUGCCUCGUUUUGGGCCUGGAUGGCCCUGGUCUUUAGCCUGGUAGUAUACGGGGCCAGCUACCACUCAAUGAGCUCAAUGGCACGGGCGGCCUUCUCUGAGGAUGGGGCCCUGAUGGAUGGUGGAAUGGACCUCAACAUGGAGCAGGGCAUGGCAGAGCACCUUAAGGAUGUGAUCCUACUGACAGCCAUUGUGCAGGUGCUCAGCUGCUUUUCCCUCUACAUCUGGUCCUUCUGGCUCCUGGCUCCGGGACGGGCCCUUUACCUCCUGUGGGUGAAUGUGCUGGGCCCCUGGUUCACGGCAGACAGUGGUGCCCCAGCGCCGGAGCACAAUGAGAAAAGGCAGCGCCGGCAGGAACGGCGGCAGAUGAAGCGAUUAUAG